AUGGCGGUCAUUAACCAGAAAACCACGCCGCCGGUGCCUCCCGCCCACCAUGCACCGGCUCAACAACCCGUGAAUCCAGCCCUCUAUCCAGCUGUUUACCAAGGACUCCCAGCAGGACUCUACCACCCGUCGGCCUAUCCGGGGGCUUACCCAUUCGCUCACUCAGCACCGCGCCAAGCUUCCUAUCCAACAACUCACCCAGGACCUCACUCAGCAGCCCCCCAGGCGUCUCAUCCGGCAGGCCAUCCGGUUAUUCACCCUGCAGGCCAUCCCGGAGGCCAUCCUGGAGUCCACCAUGGAGGUCACCAAGUGGGACAUCAUGGAGGCCAACAAGAAGGAUACUCGGGGGCCUCUCGCGCGACCCAUACUGCCACCCCGCGCUCUGUAGAUCCCGCCAAGGUCGCUGAAGCAAUGGCCCGCCUGAAUGUCAAUACGGAGAGAGCAGCCUCAGGAAAUCGGCAGAAAGUGUCGGACUCUAGCUCGGGAAAGGAGCCCACCGCGGCAAAAGUGGAAAAGAGCCAGAUGCAUCUGACGCAAGCGGAGUUGAUCGGCAUGGUCCAGAAACGGGCAAAGAAGCUCCCCGGCGUCCAACAGUACCAGUCACUUUCAAAAGCAAAGCGUACCCAUGUGGAUCAACUCAUCAACGAGCUCAAGAAGGAGGAUUCUCUCCUGGAAUGGACUUGUGCAUAUGUCAAGGAAGAAGAACGACAGAUGAAAGGCAAGAAUAGUAAGCGUGGAGACUAUGAGACUGUUUCCAUGGACGUUGUGAUCAUGGGGAAGCCUAUUACCUCUUCGCGUCCCAAGGUGGCGCAAGUGGAGUUCGAUUUGCCUAACAAGUCUAAGGAGAGGGUUGAACCGAAGGCCGAAAAUCCCGUAGUCAUCGAUGAAUCUCGGCCAUUGGACACGGCGAUUGAAAAUGUCCAUCAGUGGACACGGUCUAAUAUGGGUCAUGCACAACAGCCCCCCAUGGUGCAGGUGCAAAAUGUUCCACGGCAGCUUAACCCUGAGUUCACUCAGCAGGCUCCACCACCGCCGCCUCCCCCUCCCCAGCCGCAGGUACAGCAAGCGGGAGGAAGACCAUUGGUUAACCAUGGAAAUCUGCCACAAGGAGUCCCAGCUCAUUUCUCUUUCGGGGUACACCCACAGGCAGCCAUGCCCCACGUCGUGCGGGCCGCUCCAGAGAAGGGUCCCGCAAUUGAUGUCCUAAAGGAGCAAGCCAGAGGCAUGGCGAGCGCUGGUGCACACCCGCACAUGCCCCAGGUCGCGAGAGCUGUCCCAGAGAAUUGCCCCACUGUCGAGGUGUUGAAGGAGCAUGUUAGAGGAGUCCCUGUGGGAGCGCACCAGCGCCCACAGGUAUCCAUGCCCCACACCGCGAGGGCUGUUCCAGAGAAUGGCCCAGCUAUUGAGGUGCUAAAGGAGCAUGUCAGAGGCGCUCCGAACGCUGGUGUACAACACGCAGGGAUCAAUAACUUGUACAACCCAGCCGGGGUGCCGGUAACCCAUAACAACCCACGAAGAGAGCCUUCCUAUCCCUAUGAAUCUCGUUCCUUUGAGAACGUCACCCAAGGAGGUAGUGUCAAACCACCAAACUUGGCGGAACCAGAGAUAGAAUUGGCUCCAGACUCCAGCAGCAUUGGGGAUGACGAUUCAGAGAUUUUCGACUUUGAAGACCUUAGCUCAGUUACAGAUGACUCUGAACAUGAGGGAGAGACACGUAAAGAAGCGCAGCCCUGGCGUGGAAGUCUCUUUCGCCGGCACUCCUCUACCUCAAGGCGCCCUGGGCCAUCUCGAUACCGCUCCCACUACCGGAAGCAACCCUCGGGUGCAUCUGACAACAGACACGGUCGCACCAAGUACCUCAGUGACUAUGUUGAUGUGAUCCCCGCCGACAGCAGGGAUUCCGACAAGCAACUAUGGAGGUCCAUAGCCGAGAGGUUGCUCGGCAGACCCGAGAUCGCCCGAAGAUUAUCCACGCCCCUGUUAGUUCCGAGGAUUUGGAUGCACCCGAGUUCGACGAAAGAUAUCGUGGGGGACGAGCUCGCAACGAUAUUCGCACCCGAAUUCUCGAUGAUCGGGAAGCAAGAAUUGAGCGCCGAGAGAAGCAGCUAG
Molecule: messenger RNA, 2109 nt
Organism: Aspergillus nomiae NRRL 13137
Lineage: Eukaryota; Fungi; Ascomycota; Eurotiomycetes; Eurotiales; Aspergillaceae
Exons: 2
Coding region: 1-2109 (702 amino acids)
Source: RefSeq, a predicted model, not a curated record